Ictalurus punctatus (channel catfish) is the source of this 2149-nucleotide messenger RNA. Its product is annotated as zinc finger protein 629. The transcript has 2 exons. The coding region runs from base 952 to 1959 and encodes 335 amino acids. Lineage: Eukaryota; Metazoa; Chordata; Actinopteri; Siluriformes; Ictaluridae. The record is from RefSeq and is a predicted model, not a curated record.
CAUGUUUAACAAAGAAAUACAUAUAAUCGUUGAUGUAGUCAUAGAUGUUCUUAAACAUUAAAUAUAAUUUGAAACCGUUAAAAAAAAACACGCGAUCUGUAGUUUGUCUGUGGUGUAAGCAGAAUAAAACACUCCAGAACUCGUGGUUAUAUGAAACGAAUUAAAUAAUUUAGGGAGUGGAGUUAUUACAUACGCACUGGCAACCCUGAGUCGGAUUUUAAACAGAUGUGUGGUGUUGUUUUUUUUAACAAUUUGGCAACCCGUCCCGGUUUAGGAGCAGCUUGUCCCGUUCAAGGCGACCGGCGAGAGGCCAUAUCCUAAAUGGCAAUCUACUCCUCAGGCACGCGCGCUAUCGCUGUGAAUGAAUCAUGGCUUCUGCACCCUCAGUAGUACACUACAUAUUAAAAGCGGAGCGCUUUAGGAUUCGGCCGCGGUCUGUUUGUUGACUUUAGCCGGAGAUGGUUUUAGCUCGCAGUAAAUGAUUUAUUUUUUUUGGCUAAAAGUACACGUUUAGAUAUAUAUAUAUAUACAUAUAUAUUUAAUCCCAGAAUAAUAAUUAAAAAGAGUUAAAUGUUUGUCGUGAGAAGCUGAAAAUAAUUCCCAACUAUUUAUUAUUAUUUUUUAGCCAAGAUAGCUUCGUGGUGAACUCGAUAUCAAUUUAGCCACACAACGCUAGCUAGCUAGUUUAGCUUGUAACGAUAACCGACUCUUUGAGAGAGCUCUUUUUCUUGAGUUUACUUGUGCUUCGUUUUCUGUGAUUAUAUGUGAGGAGAUUAAUGUUAAAAUCCUGACGUUUCAGUGUACUUUACUAAACAGCACGACUCGGGAAAGUGAAGCCUUUAAUUCUGGGUCCGAUUCGAUUCCGUCGCUGAUAGUGUGACGUCAUCAGCGGUAUUUGUGUGAAACCGGGACAUUACUGUUACCGCGGUGUGAAUUUAUUUAGCUUCGGCCAUGUCGAAGGUGGAGCGUCUGAACGCUCGGGUCAGUAAGCUGCUGACGGCAGCGGUGCAGGAGGUGCUGGAGGCCGUGAGGGAGACGGUGUCCGAGUACCAGGAGAAGACGGCUCGGACGCAGCGAGAGAACGAGAGACUGAGGCGAAGGUUGCAGGAGCUCAUGUCCAACAGACACUCUGGUGCGGAGGACGUAGCGAGACCGACCGACUCGGAUUCGUUAUCAAGCGGUGUCGCUCAGAAGGAAGAUGAGCUCAAGCGGGAGACGGGGAGUGACCGAGAUAGACUGAAAUCCGGUCCUGCGGUUUCUCAGGUCGCGCAUUCGUCCUCGUCCCAGCCUCAGUUUGAAGCCUCCGAUCCAAAAGUCCCUUCGCUGUUCGGUGUCCGAGCCGAGGUUUCAGCGCCAGACUACGUUUCCUGUAACGUGCAGUCGCCUGAACGAACGAACUGCGCCCCUACAGAUUUCACCCCGAGUGUGAUCAAAACCGAAACGGAAAGCGAGGCGUAUCCCAGUUACGCUUCGCAGACUUACGCUUACCGAACGGAGCACAUGACCGCGCAGAGCACGCCGUCCCGCACCGCCAUCGUCCCGUUUGCGCAGUUCGACGGCUCUUUACAGAGACUCAUGACCGAGGACAUGGAGCAGAUCGGCGCCGUAUUAGACGGUGACCAACCGUUAAACGGUUUAUCAUACCGGAGGAGCGGUUGCAGCUUCCGGGUGCGGCUGGCAGAGAAGCGCUUCUGCUGCGCGCUCUGCGGCCGCACCUUUAGCCACGCCGGCGACUUUAAGAAGCACAAGCGCGUGCACACCGGCGAGAAGCCGUACCUGUGUACGUUGUGCGGGAAACGCUUCAGCCAGUCGGGGUACCUGAAGAUCCAUCAGCGCUACCACACGGGAGAGAAACCGUACGCCUGCAGCACGUGCGGGAAACGUUUCAGCCACUCGAGCAAUUACAAAAAACACCAACAGACUCACGUGGCCCAGAGUCUGGGCAGUAAUUUAGUUUAAGAAAGUUUGUUUGGACAUUCGGAGAACCGUACGAUCUGGAGUUUGUUUGUUUUUUACUCAGCAUGCUGGUUUUCUUCACAGCCACACUGUUUUUCAGAUUAUAAACACAAUGUGAGAAAUGCCAACAUUUUAUGAAAGUCUUUCUAAGAAAGACAAAAAAUUUUGGCAAGUUGAUUUUUAAAAAUUUAUU